Messenger RNA from Peromyscus leucopus (white-footed mouse), 4369 nucleotides. It is a transcript of the gene Wdr91, whose product is annotated as WD repeat domain 91. The record is from RefSeq and is a predicted model, not a curated record. NCBI's taxonomy places the organism in Eukaryota, Metazoa, Chordata, Mammalia, Rodentia, Cricetidae. Bases 54 to 2291 code for a protein of 745 amino acids. Gene Ontology annotation, biological process: early endosome to late endosome transport. Gene Ontology annotation, cellular component: early endosome membrane; extrinsic component of endosome membrane; late endosome membrane. The transcript has 15 exons. Gene Ontology annotation, molecular function: protein binding; phosphatidylinositol 3-kinase regulator activity.
UCCGCCCUUAGCCGCCGGGGUCCCUAGCGGCGCGAGCGCGCGCGCGCGCAGCGAUGGCGGAGGCGGUGGAACGCACGGACGAGCUGGUCCGGGAGUACUUGCUCUUCCGUGGGUUCACGCAUACCCUGCGGCAGCUGGAUGCGGAGAUCAAGGCGGACAAAGAGAAGGGGUUCAGGGUGGACAAGAUUGUGGACCAGUUGCAGCAGCUGAUGCAGGUGUAUGACUUGGCUGCCCUUCGGGAUUAUUGGAGCUACCUGGAGCGCAGGCUCUUCAGCCGUUUGGAGGACAUAUAUCGACCCACCAUCAACAAACUGAAAACCAGCCUGUUCCGCUUUUAUCUUGUCUAUACGAUCCAGACAAACAGAAAUGACAAGGCACAGGAAUUCUUUGCCAAGCAGGCCGCGGAACUCCAGAACCAGGCUGAAUGGAAGGACUGGUUUCUUCUGCCCUUCUUGCCGUCUCCAGACACCAACCCCACCUUUGCUACCUACUUUUCUCGGCAGUGGGCUGACACGUUCAUCGUCUCUCUGCACAACUUCCUGAGCGUCCUCUUCCAGUGUAUGCCUGUCCCCGUGAUCCUGAACUUCGAUGCGGAGUGCCAGAGGACCAACCAGGUUCAAGAAGAAAAUGAAGUUCUGCGUCAGAAGCUUUUUGCAUUGCAAGCUGAAAUCCAUCGGCUCAAGAAGGAAGAGCAGCAGCAGGAAGAGGAAGAGGCCUUGGUCCAACACAAACUCCCACCUUAUGUCUCCAGUAUGGACCGCCUUGGGGACUCGGAGCUAGCCAUGGUGUGCAGCCAGAGGACUGCCUCCCUCUCCCAGUCGCCUCGAGUGGGCUUCCUGUCCUCACUGCUACCUCAGAGUAAGAAGAGCCCUUCAAGGCUGUCACCUGCCCAAGGCCCCCCUCAGACUCAGAGUUCAGCCAAGAAAGACUCUCUCAGCAGUCAGGCUUCCAAGGGCAAGGACGCAGUGCCCGGGGCCAAGGAUGGGAAGAGCCUUCUGAGCGGGCCAGCACCUGGGGAGGCCAGCUGGACACAUCAGCGCCAACGGCGUCUGCAGGACCAUGGCAAGGAGAGGAGGGAGCUGCUCUCCACCUCCUCCUCCCAGUGCACAGAGAAGAAGCCGGAAGGCAGCGGCCCGGAAGCUGAGCCCUGCCUGGAACUCCACACGGGGCCAGUAGAACCGCUGGCCCGGGUGUCCACAGCAGGCUCUGAGGGAGGCCGCCCCGAGCAGCCCUUCAUAGUGCUGAGCCAGGAGGAGUAUGGGGAGCACCAUUCAUCCAUCAUGCACUGCAGAGUGGACUGCUCUGGUAGGAGAGUCGCCAGCUUAGACGUAGAUGGGGUCAUCAAAGUGUGGUCCUUCAACCCCAUCAUGCAGACCAAAGCAUCCUCCAUUUCUAAGUCACCGCUGCUCUCUCUGGAGUGGGCCACUAAGCGAGACAGGCUGCUCCUGCUGGGCAGUGGUGUGGGGACUGUGCGUCUUUAUGAUACAGAAGCCAAGAAGAACCUCUGUGAAAUCAACAUCAAUGAUGACAUGCCCAGAAUCCUGUCUCUUGCCUGCAGCCCAAAUGGGGCUUCUUUCGUCUGUUCAGCUGCAGCUCCGAGCCUCACCUCCCAGGCGGACGCCUCGGCCCUGGAUAUUGGCAGCAAAGGCAUGAACCAGGUUCCUGGCAAGCUGCUGCUGUGGGACACAAAAACCAUGAAGCAGCAGCUUCAGUUCUCACUGGACCCAGAACCCAUCGCCAUCAACUGCACAGCUUUCAACCACAAUGGGAACCUGCUGGUCACAGGGGCGGCUGAUGGUGUCAUCCGGCUCUUUGACAUGCAGCAGAACGAGUGUGCCAUGAGCUGGAAGGCCCACUCCGGGGAGGUCUACUCGGUGGAGUUCAGCUGUGACGAGAACGCCGUGUACAGCAUCGGCGAGGACGGCAAGUUCAUCCAGUGGAACAUCCACAAGAGUGGCCUCAAGGUGUCUGAGCACAGCCUCCCCUCAGAUGCCACUGGUCCCUUCGUCCUGUCUGGCUACAGUGGCUACAAGCAGGUCCAAGUUCCCAGGGGCCGACUCUUCGCUUUCGACUCAGAGGGCAACUACAUGCUGACAUGCUCUGCCACGGGAGGCAUCAUCUACAAGCUGGGCAGUGAUGAGAAAGUUCUAGAAAGCUGCUUGAGUCUGGGUGGCCACCGGGCCCCUGUGGUCACAGUGGACUGGAGUACUGCCAUGGACUGUGGGACGUGCCUCACAGCCUCCAUGGAUGGCAAGAUCAAGCUGACCACCCUCCUAGCCCACAAGCUCUGAUGCCCUGCCUGGAGCGACACACUGGAGACAGGAUUGUCCCCGGUGGGAGAGAGUGAGACAGAACGUGACGGUGCUUCUGGCUCCGCAUUGUCAGCGCUGUGGAUCUUCAGGGAAAGACUGCCGAGGGGCCCGGCCAUCCGGCUGCAGCUGCUGGCGGAGGAGUCUACGGAGCAGGCUGUGCGUGCUUCCUAGAGACUUGAACCGUGGCUAGAGCGGGGCACGCUCCAGAGCACAGGAUGAACGAUGAGGAGGGAGCCAUAGUGGUGCCCGCCAUGCUCGUGGUCCAAGAGGAACUGACAGUAUUUUGUACAUAACUGCUUCUUUUCUUUCUUUCUUUCUUUUUUUAAAGGAAAAAAAAUGAGAGAGAGAGAGAGAUAAUGCUCUUGCAGUCACUUGGUGUCUCUUUCUAGAAUGUCUGAGUCACCUGGGCCUGGUGAUAGCCAUGGCUUCCUGCCUUGGUUCUUGUACCUCAGCUCUCACCCGCCUCUGCUGCCAUGUUGCUGACGGAACCACAUUAGGUUCCCUGUGGCUUUGUCAGAGUUGAGAUGUGGACUACAAUACCAUCUUCUGGGCUCAGGCCGAGAUCAGUGUGUCUUCUGCUGAACUGGAAAGCUGUUGCCUUUGGUUAAGAGGGUUCUUUAGACAAGAGCGGGGCCUGAGGUCUGGGCCUCCAGCUCCCUCUCCCUCAGGGUCUUCUGGUCCCACGCUCUCAUGUGGUGGCUCUCUCAUUCGUCCAGCUUGAGGUCCCUGAGCUUGGAUAAUACCAGCCACCUGCACUCGGCUUCACCGAGCCUGGACCAGCUCUAUCUGUACCCCUGCGCUCUGUCCCCUCAUUUGGGAGGACCGUGAAGAGGCAGGUUCCUGCAGAGUGUGGAGGAACAAAAGUCCCCUCUGUAGUCAGUCCUACAUCCUACUGCUGAGGCCAGCCUCUCGAAGGAGCCACUGGAGGGUCAGUGAGCCCGGGCCUGGGACUCCCACAUGUGGCAGGGGUGACCUUGUUACCUACCUAGGGAAUGCCAGUUCCAUGAACAGUGACUGUUUGGAACAAUCAUUCGAUAGCUUCUUUGGGCUCCAGGCUAGUUGUGGGGUAACUCCCAGGUGCCUCCAUUGGGAAAAGCAGCAGGUAUACUGUGGCCUUGGCUCCCUUCUCGGGCAGAAGGAAGAAUAGAAAGCGAUAUAUAGAAAGACCAGAGUAGUGGUUAUCUAUUUAUUAUUGGUGUGUGUGUGGGGGGGCGUAUGCCACAGCAGAGGUCAGAAGACGACUUGGUAGACUCGAUUCUCCAUCCACCUUUAUGUGGGUUUAGGGGGAUCAAACUCAGGUGGCCAGGCUGCAUGGCCAGGGGCUUUACCUGCUGAGCUAGCUCAUAGUUAUCUCUUCUUACCCAUUUUCACACUGUCAUGAAUAGAUUCUUUCCGGGCUAUUUCUCCAUUUGGGCUUGGACACAGCCUCAUCUAUUUCAUCUGGAUUCACGGUCCUGGGUUUCAUUUGAGUCAAGAGCCCAUGUUUAACUUUUCCUCCCAAAGUUUUUCUGUCUUAGGAUAUGUUCUUUCCUCUCGGCACCCCCCACAGCUUGCUGAAGCGAUUUUAAGGCUCAGAGACAGAGAAACACCCCCAAAUCUGUCCUUCCCUGCCCUACCCCUCCCAGGAAGAGCACUCAUUCUCAAAGCAUUUGGAACGGACCUUUUCCUUCAAAGCACCUUUUUUUGGAAUCCUUAGGAGCCUUAGUAAGUAAGGCUCCCUCCUCUGCUGUCUUGGGUGGAGGCGGCGUGAAGCAACAACCACGGAGGCAGGCUACACCACAGACUCUGAGCCACUUUUCCAGGGCUUGAGAACCUGGCCCGCCAGGUGCAAAUCCAUAUUUCCCAUCCAUGUGCUCAGGGACCUAUCUCUGCUCAGCCCCAAGCCCAGCCCCCUUGGUGUUCAAAUGUCCAGGAGCUCGGCACGAGGUCUGGAAGUACAGUAAUAAAUACAUUGCAGGCUGACUAAAUGAAGCUAACUCACGUUUGUUACUAUAUCCAAUAACCACGUACAGUUUAUCUUUCAUUUUAAAAAUAAUAAAAAACUCAUGUUGACUCCA